UUCACUUUGUUAUUAUGAGGUAUUGUGUGUAAACGGGUGAGAAAACCAAAUCAAUUUAAGCCAUUUUGAAUUCAGGCUUUAACACAACAAAAUUUGGAAAAGUCAAAGGGUAUGAAUACUUUCUGAAGGCACUGUAUACAGUACACAGAAUAAGCCAGGCUGCUAACUGUGAAGAAUAGUGUAUAGACACUUACUGCAGCCUCCAUUACCAACAGGUUUGACCUGUUUUAUACGAGUGCACCAUCAGUACACUACAUUCUUAUAAGACAGACCCUAAACACCCCACAUCCAUUGAUCUAAUAAGACAAGGCUGAUCAACAGCACCACUGCUGCCCUCACAGCAAUGUUCAGAGAGGUUCCAGAUUCAGAAGGAGAACAAUCAACUGUGGUCGCUGUACUUCCUGCUCUCUCCUGCUGUGCUGCUCUAACGUCACAUAGCACAGAUCAGAGCAAGGAAGUCCUCGCUAUAGAUACAUGACUCCGCUUCUCCCUCACAAGCAUUCAGAAGUUUGAGGGGCCUCAUAAGCUGUAUCUGAACUUAAAGACCCCUAUCUGGCCUGUGUGGAGCAAUGAGUCGGGCAUCAAAGUCGAGGAUGCAGGAGAACAACCUCACCAUCCUUCUGAGCAGCCAGGAGAAAGAGGCUGUGGUGGAGUUCCUGGGCCGGAGAUGUGUGACUCUGGCCACAGCCGUGGUCCAGUUGUGGAUGGCCCUGCCUCACAGUCCGUGUCAGUGGAGUCUGCAGCACACUGGGACCGUGUGCUUCGUCAAGGACAAUCCUCGACAAUCCUACUUCAUAUGCCGUUUUAACAUUAAGAUUCCACUAUUUACCCUGCUACAGUAUGCUCUUUGUGUAGAUUGUCACUUCAAACUCUGUAAUCAACAUUGGCUAUGUUAAGGACAAUACUGUAUUUAUCCAUCCAUGUAUUCAUGUUCAAUUCAUUGCAUGUUUAUGUACUGAGAAAAAACAUGAAUAACCUCAGCUGAAAUACAUGGGCGUGUCAUGAGUGUCCAAAUCAGUCUUAGCCACGUGGCUGUGCAUGUUUGUACUGUGUGUUUUGUAUAGGAGGGGAAGCAGAUAUGGGAACAAGAGCUGUACAACCAACUGACGUAC
Molecule: messenger RNA, 1112 nt
Organism: Coregonus clupeaformis (lake whitefish)
Lineage: Eukaryota; Metazoa; Chordata; Actinopteri; Salmoniformes; Salmonidae
Product: wiskott-Aldrich syndrome protein-like
Exons: 2
Coding region: 570-896 (108 amino acids)
Source: RefSeq, a predicted model, not a curated record